AUGUCCGACAAAGAAGGCGCUGCUCCUCCCACCGAGCACCUGAACAUCAAGGUGACCGAUAACAACAACGAGGUGUUCUUUAAGAUUAAGCGCACAACGCAGCUGAAAAAGCUCAUGGACGCCUUCUGCGAGCGCCAGGGCAAGCAAAUGUCCACUGUUCGGUUCCUUUUCGACGGCACCAGGGUUCGCCCCGAAGAUUCUCCCGACACUCUCGAUAUGGCAGAUGGUGAUACCUUGGAGGUGCACCAAGAGCAAAUCGGAGGAGGUUGCUAG
Molecule: messenger RNA, 273 nt
Organism: Penicillium roqueforti
Lineage: Eukaryota; Fungi; Ascomycota; Eurotiomycetes; Eurotiales; Aspergillaceae
Product: SUMO family protein SMT3
Exons: 2
Coding region: 1-273 (90 amino acids)
Biological process (GO): protein sumoylation
Cellular component (GO): septin ring; nucleus
Molecular function (GO): ubiquitin-like protein ligase binding; protein tag activity
Source: RefSeq, a predicted model, not a curated record